UCAGCCAGGCUCAAGCCAAUCAGGCCUGAGUCAACAAGGCCCAAGCCAAUCAGGCACAAGGCAAACAAGCAGGAGCCAACCAGGCCUGAGCCAACCAGGCCUGAGCCAACCAGGUCCGAGCCAACCAGGUCCGAGCCAAGCAGGCGCGAGGCUAUCAGCCUCCCGGGAACCAGGCAUGAAUUCUUUCCGAAUAAGACCUGCGGAGGCUCGAGACUGCCCAGAAAUCCUGCGCCUAAUUAAAGAAUUGGCUGCCUGUGAAAACAUGCUAGAUGCAGUGAAGUUAACAGCAAUGGAUUUACUCAGGGAUGGCUUUGGGGACAGGCCCCUUUUCUACUGCCUGAUUGCAGAAGUACCAACAAAACGAAGUCAACAAAGACCAUUAGGAAAAGUAACCGUUGGGUUUGCCAUGUACUACUUUACCUACGACCCCUGGAUUGGCAAAUUGCUUUACUUAGAGGACUUUUAUGUCACAGAAGCUUACCGAGGUCUAGGUAUUGGAGCUGAAAUGUUGAAGAGGCUAAGUCAGAUAGCCAUCAUAAGCCAAUGUAACUGCAUGCACUUCCUUGUCGUCAUUUGGAACCAGGCGUCUACUGAUUACUACACUCGUCGAGGGGCUUUAGACCUUUCCUCCGAGGAGGGCUGGCAUCUGUUCAGAUUUAACAGAAAAGAACUCAUGGAAAUGGCAUGGGAAGAGUGAAAGAGGACUCAUCAUAACUUGUCCCAACAACAGAGGCUCCAACAUUUGAAUGUCACCUGAGCCCUACAGCAGUUUGACUUUAAGUGUUGUACAAUACAGCAAGUGACCAAACUCUGGUUUGAGAUCUCUUACUUUGAAACAGAUUUUGCAGAUACAGUCAACUCUCCAUUAUCCAAACUAAUGUACUAAUGUGUUGUAGCUGAGCUGAUGAUCCAAAAGAGUAGAGAAUUCAAAAAUCACUUAUACUUAGCUUUAGGAUAUUUAUUUUUUUACCUACCAUCUCUCACUAAAUUUAAGAUGAUUAUAUUUUCACAUCUUAACAUGUCUGAAAUUGGGAUAAGUAUAAUGAUCAACUGGCAGUACUUUUUUCUUAGAGGUAAAUAACGUGUCUUAGAUUUGAUGAAAAAUGAGUGUGUUUGGUUAUAAACAGAGCUGAGGUACCAAAAAUUUACUUAAAAUACUGAAGCCAAAUUUUGAAGAGCUUACUUAUGAAAAACUAGUA
Molecule: messenger RNA, 1199 nt
Organism: Equus caballus (horse)
Lineage: Eukaryota; Metazoa; Chordata; Mammalia; Perissodactyla; Equidae
Source: RefSeq, a predicted model, not a curated record